AUGAUUGAUCCGCGCUUUGGCGGUGCUGGCGCCGUUCCUCUGUCAUCGGGAUACGCACCACAAGGAGUUUCUGUUCAUCAUCAUCGCCAUCGUCAUCAUCGUGCACGUAAAGGUAGACAAAAUGGUCUUGGAGAUUCACCACUAAGCCGCGACGAAUCAAUACACAAAGUCGAUCAUGGCCAUCAUUUUCAGACCGAUGGUGCUCAAUAUGGCAAUGGCUUUGGAGUUCCAUAUGGCGCUGGUGGUUUUGGAGUAGGCACGACACAUGGUUAUUACAAUCAACAACAACAACAACAACAGCAACAGCAACAACAAUACGGUACUGGCAGCAGCUAUGGUUAUGGUCAACAGAGUGCUGGCUAUAGCCAAUAUAGUGGUACUCCAGGAGGAACUAUGAUAAAACACCAUCGACGUCACCACCGACACCGCUAUCACGGUGCUGACGUGGUAAAUCACAGCGGUGACCAAACACAAGGAAUACCCGAACAAUUAAUUGGCCAACGAUCAUCAAGUGUUCUGGGUAAUGAAGCACCACAAGUACGCUCACCAAUUCCAUCCGCUGACGAUGAAACUCGUGGCGAUGAAGUCACUCAUUCACGCCGUCGUCACAGCCGCCAUCACAGUACUGAUCAUGCAGGUUACAGUCAAUCACAUCAAUCGCGUAUCAACCAAGGGCACACAGCAGCUGGUCCCGAUGGUUAUGGUCAUAUCAAUGAUGAUUUAAUCUUUAUUGAACGUGGCGAACAUAGUCCACAUCGACAAGAACCACCACCUGGCUAUGAAUACAAAGGCAAAAUUGAAGUUCAAGGCGUUGAUAAAGAAGUUCGUUCGCGAUCUCAAGGACAAAUAUCAGCUCUUUCACCGGCACCGUUGCCUAUACAAAUGUCACAACCUUGUCCAGGAGCAUCAGCUUUAAGUGGAUGUCCACCUGGCUGGCAGCAAAUGAUCCUAACAGCUGCUCCGGGUGGUCCAUGUCCUCCAGGUGCUACCAUGUAUCAUGCGCAAGUUGUUGGAACUGGCGGCAUGGGCCAAGCUGGUCUCGGAGGUAUGAGCAGUUUGGGAGCUCCGACAAGCAGUAUGGGCUAUAGUGGAGUUGGACCGAUGGGAGCUACUGGCUCAGGUGGUGGACUUGCUAACUUAGCAGCGAGUCUUCCUAUUCCACCUCAAGCCCAGCUCGUUGCUGAUUAUAUUGUCGAAGCAGGUUCAGGUGAUAUGGGCUCGUCUGGUGGCAGCUUCCCAUCUGGUUAUCAAAGCGGCUUCUGCGGAGAACAAGCCGAAGGAAGUUCAUCCAAUCGAGCAACCAUCAUUGAAGUUUGGCAAAAACGGGCCAAGAGUGAAGGACGCGAUAAAUCAGAGUCUCAUUCACGAUCACGUUCUCGAUCAAGAAGUCCAAAACCUGAUUCAUCCUUCGAUUUCGAACGAUUCCGCAAUGAUAUUCUGGGAGCUAUCGAACGUAUGGUACAAAAUGGAGGAGCAGGUGCGAAAAUACAAUGGACUGGCCAUGAUGGUGGCACACAAACGCAAAUUAAUCCAAGCGCUGGCUUUGACGAUAAGAAAGAAACGGAAAAGAGACCGUCAGGUAGUGGGAACGGUGAAGUUCGAGUCAUUGUGCAACCUAUUCAACCUGUCUUCUACAUGCCACGACAAGGUGAAACAGGACAGGCCGCUGGCCCAGCUAUACAACAAACAACAAGUAGUGGAGCACCCAAUGUAGUCUACAUUCCACGUAAUGUCUAUGUACCUGUUAUUAAACCUGUCUUUGUACCUCGAGAACGUGUCAUCGUACGUCCUCAAGUCAUCCAUGUUGCUCGACCUGUCCUUGUCGAUCGACCCGUGCCAGUUACACAACGACCAAUUAUUAUUGAUCGUGAAAAACCAGUGCCCGUACCAGUGCGUGGUGCCGGUCACGAAAGCACGAGCGCUUAUGGUGGCCGCUGUGCUGAAUAUGCUGGUGGUGUCGAUUAUGGUUAUACGCCUACGCAACAAGAACAACAAUACACAACAUCAGGUCAUGAAAUGGCUAGUGUCUAUCAGGAAGCAACAUCCAUUCCUGAUCCAUUCCAACAUAGUCAGUCAGCUGCUCAACUUAACAUUCAACAAGGUGUCGCAAGUGGCGCUAGCAGCGGCGGUUAUCACGAAUCCUAUUCAAAUUUAGUCCGAACUAAUAGCGCAUCAGCUGUUAACGGUGUACCCAUAAGCUGUUCAGCCCCAAUUGAAGUCCUCGAUGCCACGAUUAAUAACACAUGGCAAAGAACAGAUAAAUCAACAUUAGUACGUCGAUAUGGUCGUCCAGCCUACGAUAUCGUUCAGAAAACUGAUCAAGUCGAGCAACAAAUGUAUCAAGAACUCCGUCAACGAAAUGGUAAUGAUGCUUUUCAGAGACCUGGUUCAUCCGCUAGUUAUGGAUCGGGCUCCGGCGUAGGUGGCCAUCCUGGUUAUGCUGCUAGUACUGGUUCGUAUUCGUCCAUUCCUCUUGGCGAUUUAAAACAUUUCAAUCCUGAAGGCAUUCCUCAUCAAGGUUCAGCACCUAUACCCGUCUCUAUGAAUUAUUAA
Messenger RNA from Adineta ricciae, 2553 nucleotides. Lineage: Eukaryota; Metazoa; Rotifera; Eurotatoria; Adinetida; Adinetidae. The record is from the annotation of a GenBank genome assembly.